Rhineura floridana is the source of this 6283-nucleotide messenger RNA. RefSeq names its product terminal uridylyl transferase 4 (gene TUT4). Gene Ontology annotation, molecular function: nucleic acid binding; zinc ion binding; RNA uridylyltransferase activity. Bases 996 to 5864 code for a protein of 1622 amino acids. NCBI's taxonomy places the organism in Eukaryota, Metazoa, Chordata, Lepidosauria, Squamata, Rhineuridae. The transcript has 30 exons. The record is from RefSeq and is a predicted model, not a curated record.
AGUCAUUAUUUUACAUGCAGUCCACAAAAUGAACUCCGCAAUUACAUUUCAUAUCCGCCUGAUUUUUUUUAAUGUAACGAUUCCCUCUUGACCCGCGAUUUUACGAAGCAGACAGUGGACGAUGGAGGCGGACUCUGCUUAAUCCUUAAAAAAAAAAAUCUGCUUGUAAGAAACAUCAGGAGGAUCUGUGUUCCACAACUAUGUUUUUCUAUCCCACAAGUUUUGAGAUUUGCAUCAAGGAAGCAGAGCAGACGCCGCAAGAAAAUGUUUGGAUGAUUAGGCUGUGCCUUAGCAAAACCUCAGAGGCUGCGUGGAACCGACUGUAGCCCAGAUUUAAUUUUAUUACUUCACACGCUCGGUGUGUGUGUGGGGGGGUAGGGUUCUGCCCCAGCACCCAACUCUCAUUCAGGGGCUGAACCCGGCCCGCGGCGCAAAUUAAACUCUGGAAACAACUCUUGGUCGACGAUAGGACUACUUGCCCUGAGGCCGCGCGCAGUAGGGAGGAUUGCCCUGGCAAGAGUUUCAGCCUCUGCAACAACGCGUCCUCCUUGUUUUGAGGCCGCUUGGCUCAAAGGAGAAAGGAUCAGGGCUUAUUCGAGGGGAGGGGGAGCGGGCUUGACACCGCCCUCUGUUUUGUAGCCCAGGGGACACCUCCGACGGUCCGAAGGCAGGGUGGAAGAAGGGAGCCGCGCUACCGCCGCUGCCGAGGCCGCCGUCCCCUCGGUCCGGUUCCCCCCGCCUCCUUACCCCUCCCCCACAAUGCAGUGCGUGCCGCGGCUGACAUGGCGGCCGGCCCAGAUUGAGGCGCUCGCAUCGGGGCCUCCAACUGCCGGAGCAGGACAUGGAGUGGGACGCGGACGGAACAUCCCUGGGCUGACAGCCAGCAGACAAUCAGCCAGAUAUCCUGCUUGAACAAAGGAUUCUGCUCCACUCAAUUGUUGCAAAAUUGUAUUUCAAGUAGUCUCAAGUGAUACACGAAGCAGGUCUUCUCAAUAAUGGAAGAGGGCAGGAGCUCAAAAACUGGAAAUCAUGACACAAGAAAAUCUGCCCAUGUUGUUUGUGAAGAAAGCAAAGCUGUCAGAGUUGCAACCAAUCAAAAUUAUAAAACUAACAAAAGUGACAAAUCUAUAAAAGAAACUGGGAAAAGUUCUUCAAGUGGGAGCAGCUGCAAAAAGAAUAAGCAAAAUGAUGUUUGCCCUGAAAAGUCAGGAGAAAAUAAAUCAUGUAAGACAAAUAGUUGUGUUGCUGGAUGUAAAGACGUGGGAUCAAAUCUUCAGGAUCAAAGUAAUAGUAAAGCAAAAAGAUUACCAAACUUACCAGCAGCAGUAGAGAAUUUGAAACAGUUAAGAGUUCAGCACAUGGAUGUAAACCUUUCAGGCUCCCACAUUUUAGAGAAUGGUGCCAGUACAAAAACCUUACCAACUGCCCAAAGAGGGAAUUCUGAAUUAGAAAAUCCACCAGGAGACGAUACAUCCAAAAUUUAUAUUAAUUGGCCUAGUGACUCAGUCAAACAAGGUUUGGAUCUGGGACCCAUGGAACACAAGCCUGAAGGCUCCUGUAAAAUAAAGAAUUCUGAUCCUGCUAAAGAAACUAUUUCAGAGGUUGAUUAUUUAGAAAAUACUGCUGUAAUUGAUGAAUCAACGUUGAUAGCAGAACAGCAGCUCGGCUUGAAACAAGCUGAAGAACGACUGGAAAGAGACUACAUUAUCCGCCUGGAAAAACGCUCUCCAGAGUACUCGAAUUGCCAGUACCUAUGCACGCUCUGCUUAGUUCACAUUGAAAAUAUCCAGGGAGCUCACAAACAUAUUAAAGAAAAACGCCAUAAAAAGAAUAUCAUGGAAAAGCAAGAAGAAAAUGAACUGCGUGCCCUCCCUCCCCCUCCCCCUGCACAAGUAACUGCCUUGAGUUUUACGCUGAUGGAGGCAGCAAAGGAACAAGGCAUAUCAGAUAAUGAUUUCAAAAUCCGCCAAGAAAUUGUAUGUGAUAUGGAAAAGAUAAUUCAGCAACCCUUACCAGAGUGUUCAUUGAGGAUGUAUGGAUCCUGUCUAUCUAGAUUUGCUUUUAAAACUAGUGAUAUUAAUAUUGAUAUAAAAUAUCCCUCCACGAUGAAUCAUCCAGAUGUACUGAUACAGGUGCUUGAUAUUUUAAAAAACAGCACUUCUUACUCUGAUGUGGAAUCAGAUUUCCAUGCCAAAGUUCCUGUUGUUUUUUGUAAAGAUGUUAAGAGUGGUUUAACUUGCAAAGUAAGUGCGGGAAAUGAUGUGGCCUGCCUUACAACUGAUCUGCUAGCUGCGCUCGGCAAACUGGAGCCAGUCCUUGUUCCUUUGGUGUUGGCUUUUCGUUACUGGGCCAGAUUGUGCCAUAUUGACUGUCAGGCAGAAGGUGGGAUACCCUCAUAUUCUUUUGCCUUAAUGGUCAUAUUUUUCCUUCAACAAAGAGAACCACGUAUACUGCCAUCAUAUUUAGGCAAUCGGAUUGAAGGCUUUGAUUCUAAAAAAGCUGAUGACUACCAUCUGAAAGGCAUAGAAGAUGAAAAUUUUGUAGUGUGGGAAUACAAACCAUCAAACAACGGAGCAGGGAAAAAUUUGAGUGGUGUGGAAGGCAAAGCUAAAGGUGAACAGCACCGAGGUGGUAACAAGAAUGCAGCAACCUUAGAAACAGACACCCAAAAUAAUCCAAAGGAUAAAAAUGGCAAGUCUCCAUUAGCAUUGGAAACACCACACCAGAUAUCUCUGGGACAACUGUGGUUAGAAUUGUUGAAGUUCUAUACACUGGAAUUUGCUUUGGAAGAAUAUGUUAUCAGCAUACGGGUACAAGAACUUUUAACAAGAGAGAACAAAACCUGGCCUAAAAGGCGAAUAGCCAUUGAAGAUCCUUUUGCACUAAAAAGAAAUGUUGCACGGAGCCUGAACAGCCAGAUGGUAUUUGAGUAUAUCCUGGAGAGGUUCAGGACAGCAUAUAAAUAUUUUGCGUGUCCACAGACUAAAGAUGGGAGUAAAUCCAAACUGGAUAUCAAGAAGAAGGAAAAGGGAAAAAUUGGUAGCAAAAAAACUGGAGAACCUGUAGCCAACUGUUGCCUUCCGCAGCAGGCCAACAUUACAGAGAAGCAGAACGCAGGCCAUGCAUCUAAUGUACAAGAGUCUGAGUUUAAUGAAUGUGGUGAAAUGGAACCUACAUCCAGGAGAUGUACUGGGGACUUGGAAAGCUUACUGGUAAAAAAAACAGAAACUGAAAACACAAGCUCUCAAGAUGAAAAGGAAACUAUAUCCCUUAUUACUAAUAAAUGCUGUGAAUUAGAACAAAAAUCGCCUAAAGCAAAGAAUGAUCAAGAACCUUCAAAUGAAAAGGAGCAAAGCCACCAUUGCAUUUUUAGUGAUUGUAGGUCCCUUGAUGCAGAUUCUGUUAGUGAAUUAUCUGAUACUGAAAGUCAGCUGAGUUCAGUAAUGGAGCAUCCACAGAAGAGUAGGUGCUCAGGCACUAGCACAGCAGCUACCUCGCACAACUGCAAAGCAGUAGCAGAAAUUCAAGACACUAAAGAUGACAUCACCACAGAAGAUAUGCAUUAUGUAUUUGAUAAAUUUAUUUUGACUUCUGGAAAGCCUCCAACUAUAGUAUGCAGUAUCUGCAAAAGGGACGGCCAUUCCAAAAAUGACUGCCCAGAGGAUUUUAAGAAAAUUGAUCUAAAACCACUACCACCAAUGACAAGUAGAUUUAGAGAAAUACUUGAUCUAGUAUGUAAAAGGUGUUUUGAUGAAUUGUCGCCUCCUUUCUCAGAGCAACAAAAUCGAGAGCAGAUUUUGGCAAGUUUGGAAAGAUUUAUUCGAAAAGAAUAUAAUGACAAGGCCAGGCUAUGCCUAUUUGGUUCUUCAAAGAAUGGAUUUGGAUUCCGUGACAGCGACCUGGAUAUUUGCAUGACACUAGAAGGUCAUGAAAAUGCAGAGAAACUAAAUUGUAAGGAAAUUAUUGAAAGUUUGGCAAAGGUUCUUAAGAAGCAUCCAGGUUUAAGAAACAUCCUGCCUAUAACAACAGCCAAAGUGCCUAUAGUAAAAUUUGAGCACAGACGAAGUGGCCUAGAAGGGGAUAUCAGCUUAUACAACACACUGGCACAGCACAACACAAGAAUGCUUGCAACAUAUGCAGCCAUUGAUUCAAGAGUGCAAUACUUGGGAUACACAAUGAAAGUUUUUGCGAAGCGCUGCGAUAUUGGAGAUGCAUCCAGAGGAAGUCUGUCUUCAUAUGCCUAUAUCCUUAUGGUGUUAUAUUUCCUACAACAGAGAACACCACCAGUGAUCCCAGUUCUUCAAGAGAUAUUUGAUGGACAACAGAUUCCUCAGAGAAUGGUUGAUGGGUGGAAUGCUUUCUUCUUUGAUGAUACCGAGGAACUGAAAAAACGUUUACCUUCUCUUGAGAAAAACACAGAAUCACUGGGAGAACUCUGGUUAGGGUUACUGCGAUUUUACACUGAAGAGUUUGACUUCAAAGAAUAUGUCAUCAGCAUUCGGCAGAAGACGCUGUUAACAACAUUUGAGAAACAGUGGACAUCCAAAUGCAUUGCUAUUGAAGAUCCUUUUGACUUGAAUCAUAACCUGGGUGCAGGAGUUUCCAGAAAAAUGACCAAUUUCAUAAUGAAGGCAUUAAUUAAUGGAAGAAAACUAUUUGGUACCCCUUUCUAUCCAGUCUUGGGAAGAGAAGCUGAAUACUUCUUCAACUCUAAAGUAUUGACUGAUGGAGAGCUGGCACCCAAUGACAGAUGCUGCCGUGUCUGUGGCAAAAUUGGUCACUACAUGAAGGACUGUCCCAAAAGAAGGAGGUUGAAGAAAAAGGAGAAUGACAGAGAUGAUGAAAACGAAAUAAAGGAGGAAGAUAGAGAGACUAGAGAAAAGAGAUGUUUUAUCUGUGGUGAUGUGGGACAUGUUCGAAGGGAUUGUCCUGAAUUCAAACAGACAAGACAAAGAAGCAAUGGUGUUCCCGCAACUCAGUUAGUCCGAAGCCUUGUAAACUCUCAGCAAGUAACUGGAUCCAUUCAACAGCAAGUGGAAAGACCCUUGCGCACUAGACAGCCAUCAGAAUGUUCUGAUUCACGUCAGCCAUCUUACUCUCCACAGCCUCAGCAAUUUACUCAGAAUUCCUCUCCACCAUCCUCCAUUAACCAGGCUCAGCCACAACCAAUAUCCCAGUCUAAGCAUGCUCUGCAGCCCCAGCAAGGGGCACAGCCACCCCACCAGGUCCAGCUGCCUUUGUUUAACUUUCCCCAAUCUCCCCCAGGUCAGUAUGCCACCUUGCCUAACCUGGGACUAUUUCAGGUGCACCACCACCACCAAAUUCAGCUUCCUAACGCCUCGUGGCCUGUUAUUCACUCGGCACCGGGUAAUCCUUCUCACACCACAAAUGUUCCAUUUUCCGUGAGGGCUGGCGGCAGCAGCAGCCCACCCAAUAACCAGAGCAGCGUAAGCCUGAAUGAUCCCAGUAUCAUCUUUGCACAGCCUGCUGCCAGGCCUGUAGGAAUCCCCAGCAGUUCUCAUGAGGGACACUGGCGCAACCCCGUGACUCUAAGCUCCCUGGUGAACAAUGGCACGGUGGGGAAUUCAGAUCAGGGCUUCCCAGGACAGUUUGGUAAAGUGAACCCUCCUCCUCCUCCUCCUGUUCCUUGGGACCAUGGCGCCCCUGCCCAUUUUCCUCUACUGCGAGGGGCGUGGCCUUACAGUAUGUCUCCAAACUACAUGCAGCAGGGAAAUGCCAGCUAUCCAUUGAACAAACCUUUCUACCCUCAAGCUGGCUUACUGAUGCAGAACAACCAGCGGUUUUCACUUCUGUCUCAAGGACACCCACACUUGAACAUGAAUUUCAUUCAGCAGAAAAAAUGAAGUUUAAUUAAGGGGAUGGGAAGAAAUCAGGUUCUGGAUUCAAAUGUUAUUGCAACAUGUUUAGAUAAGAGAUUAUUUAAAACUGUUUUUAACUGUAUCAUUUGUACAUAGAUAUAAAAUAUAGUUUUUACCAGUAUCGCAAGAAUAAGUGAUACAAAUGUCAUCUAUUUUAUUACCCUAUUUUUAAGGGGAACUGUGUUUUAUUUUACCUUGAUAAAACUGUAAAGAGAGUUUUUAAAAUUAAGUUGUUUAUUUUCUAUUAGCUGUAUUCAUACUUUGGUUCAGACUUUAUAUCUGUUCUAAAAAGGAAUUAGAAAGGGAUUUCAUGUGUUAAAAAGAUCGUCAUUUCUUUACAGAACAAUGUAGUGCCAAAAACUUUUUAAAAGGAAAAAAUAAAAUUGCAAAAUUAGAAAUCUAAG